Xenia sp. Carnegie-2017 is the source of this 1469-nucleotide messenger RNA. RefSeq names its product protein Wnt-8b-like. Gene Ontology annotation, molecular function: cytokine activity; frizzled binding. NCBI's taxonomy places the organism in Eukaryota, Metazoa, Cnidaria, Anthozoa, Malacalcyonacea, Xeniidae. The coding region runs from base 316 to 1317 and encodes 333 amino acids. The record is from RefSeq and is a predicted model, not a curated record. The transcript is spliced from 8 exons. Gene Ontology annotation, biological process: neuron differentiation; multicellular organism development; cell fate commitment. Gene Ontology annotation, cellular component: extracellular region.
CAUGAAAACCAGCCGACAGAUGGGUAAAUAACCAUCACAUUUGAAGAGGGGCUUUUCGAGCGUUGGCUUAGUAAGCAUUUGCAACAUUCAGCAACAUUAAUAUGAUAAAUUGAAAACACUUAUUACCAGUGAUAAAAAGAUAUAAAUUAUACUGUUCAUCUUUGCGCAAUAGAGAGGACCAUAUAAGCUUGUCGUGAACUAAAUUAAAGAAAACGUGUUCAAAGGAUUGCGGUAGAGAGGAAGCAUAUCCGACCUGGCGUAUAGCAGCUGAAAACGCGUAGUUUAUAGAUCAAAUCUAAGAGGAAAAAAAACAAGAUGAGAUUUGCAAUAAGCUGUUUUGUUAUCUAUUUAACAUUCUUUACAACAAGAGUCGUUGCAAGGGAAACACUGCAGUUACAGAGCAAGGACUACAUGAAGUAUUCCAGAAGCGUAAUGGACGGUGCGAAAAUGGGCCUUAAGCAAUGUCACGAAGAGUUCAAACAUGAGCCAUGGAAUUGCAUCGUUCCGAAGGAAUUUAAAAUCAUGCCAAUAGUCACUAAAGCACGAUUCUCCGAAGCCAAUAAAGAAGCAGCUUUCGUUCACGCAAUAACAUCAGCUGGAGUGAUGUAUUCAGUGAUAGUGAACUGCAGUUUAGGUCACCUCGAGAAUUGUCGAUGUCAGCCAAAAAAUCGUGUAAAAAUCCGUUCAAAAACUGAAGAAACACAAAACUGGCGUUGGGGUGGCUGUAGCGAUAACUUUGCGUUUGGAGACCUGGUUGCGCGACAUUUUAUUGACGCCCUUGAAGGCAAACAUGGAAAUGAAAACGAAGAUCGUCGUGUUAUGAAUUUACAUAACAAUAAAGUUGGAAGAAAAAUUGUCAAGGCAACAACAAAGAAAGUUUGCAAGUGUCACGGUUCUUCCUCUUCCUGCACCUUCAAAACAUGUAUGAAAAAGUUGGAAAAAUUUGAGAAAGUUGGUGAUGUUUUAGUGUCAAAAUAUCAUAAUGCAAUCAAAGUUAGUUACAAAAAUGGCACUCUACGAGACAAGGACAACACAGUUAUGAAGAAAAAGACAACUCUUGUUUACUACAAGCCUUCACCUGACUACUGCAAAAGAAAUGAAGCAUUAGGUCUUGUAGGUGUCAAAGAUAGAGUAUGUGAAUCAAAUAAUCAGGUUGACUUUAAAAAAUGUAAAGAGCUUUGCAAUGGAUGUGGUUUCAAAAUGAAACUGAAAAUCAUCACCCGUAUUGAGAAAUGUAACUGCAAAUUCCAAUGGUGCUGUUUUGUCAAAUGUGAGGAAUGCAAGAAACAGGUUGUUGUGGCAACAUGCGAAGGUUAAAGUAGAAAUAGUUAUAUGGUAAAAUGGUUUUGUAAAAAUACAAUGAUAAAGAUAAAUGGAGUAUAUGUAUUACUUAACAAGAGUCUCUUGUUGAAAUCCUUUAUUAAUGUUUACUAGGUUUAGCAAAAUGAAAAAUAAAUUCAAAAAUCAUA